Messenger RNA from Acanthopagrus latus (yellowfin seabream), 6969 nucleotides. RefSeq names its product myelin transcription factor 1-like, b (gene myt1lb). The coding region runs from base 468 to 4472 and encodes 1334 amino acids. Gene Ontology annotation, molecular function: zinc ion binding; DNA-binding transcription factor activity, RNA polymerase II-specific; RNA polymerase II cis-regulatory region sequence-specific DNA binding. Gene Ontology annotation, cellular component: nucleus. The transcript has 24 exons. NCBI's taxonomy places the organism in Eukaryota, Metazoa, Chordata, Actinopteri, Spariformes, Sparidae. Gene Ontology annotation, biological process: regulation of transcription by RNA polymerase II. The record is from RefSeq and is a predicted model, not a curated record.
AGGCGGUGUGUGAAGGAUGCCACUAGCAUUACCCGGGCUGCGCCUCAUUGGUGUGUCCUGAUUCCCUUUUUCCAUUAGGCUCCGGGCCGAUUGGUCGCCUGCCUUCAAACCAUUAUCUCUACUCUACCACCCCUCUGUCAUCCUUUCUCCCUUCGCUCUUCUUCUCUCCUUCAUUCCCAGUCAGCUCUCAAGUCGUAAAAAUGAUUUGCAUGCAGGAGAGCAGAACUUUGCAGUGAUCACAGUAAGUGAAUUGGGAGAUAGUAAGGGAGAGAAGUAACAGAAGAAGAAGUGAAAGGAAAGGAAAACGCAUUUUGGAGAGCAAGAGGAAAAGUUUAAGGAGAAGACUGCAGUUGAAAAUGAGUUUAGUGGAGACGUCGUGAGCCGUUCUUCUCCAGCUGAACAUUAGCAGGUCACGGUGGAAUCAGAAGUCUGGACAGAAGAGCUGUCUCAACCGCAAACCAUUUCAGAUGGAGGUGGAUGCAGAUGAUAAGCGCCAUCGCACACGCUCCAAAGUGCCUGUGGACCCGGCAUUAACAGAGCUUUUCAGUGUGUACGGCUGCCCUCUGGCCAAGAAGAGAAAGAGUCUAGACAGACAAGCCCAGGAAACGUCCCCUAAGAGGAGCGCCUACCUAGGUGACAUGAACAACUCCACCAUGGAGGAUUGCUACGAGACAGACGGAACAGAAGAGAUGGACAACAGGGAGGAAGAGGAGGAGGAAGAAACAGUAGAGGAAGAAGAGGAAGAGGGUGAAGUGGAGGAGGAAGAGGAGGAGAUAGAAGGCUACAUGGACUACAACAUAGAGCACAUGGAGCAUGAAGAUGGGGAGAUGGAGAGGGGGGAUGGAGAGGGUGAAGAAGAGGAGGAAGAAGAGGAGGUAGAGGUGGAGCAAGAAGAGGAGGAAGAGGUCGAUGAGGAGAGGGUGCAGGAGGCAGAGGAAGAGGAGGAAGCAUUAGAAGAGGUGGACUUUGACGAGGGAGAGGAGGAGGAAGGAGAGCAGAGUCAAGGGCAAGAGGACGAUCAUAUGAGCAGUGGCCAGGGAGCCCAAGGCGAUGGUAGAGGUGGUGGUGGUAAUGCCACAUCUGGCCAACUGACAGAGAAGGACGACAAUAACAACGAUGAAUAUGAGAACUACGAUGAACUUGUGGCCAAGUCCCUCCUCAACCUGGGCAAGAUCGCAGAAGACGCUGCGAACCGAGCCAUGACAGAAUCUGAGAUGAACAGCAACUCAUCCAACAGCGCUGAGGAAGAAGAUGAGGAGGAGGAGGAAGAGGAGGAAGAUGAUGAAGAGGAGGAGGAGGAAGAAGAAGAGGAAGAGGAGGAGGAAGAGGAGGAGGAAGAGGAGGAGGAAGAAGAGGGGGAAGGGGAUGAAACACAGAGGGGUGAUCUAAGUUUGGACAUUGACAGUGAUGUCGUUCGGGAGACGGUGGACUCCCUGAAACUGCUGGCCCAAGGUCAUGGUGCAGUACUGGCUGACAAUUUAGAUGGACAGGAGUUUGAGGAUGGGACAGCUCAGAAUGGGGGUGAGAAUGACUGUACUCACAAUGGUGGAAAUGCACAUAAUGGUGGUACCGGACAAGGUAAAAUAACUAGUAAUGGACAAAUAGAAAACAGUGACGAGGAAGUGUGUUUAAGCAGUCUGGAGUGCCUACGGAAUCAGUGCUUUGACCUGGCUCGGAAACUAAGUGAAACAAAGUCCUCUGACCGAAAUGGACCAUCCCAGCAAAUUCACUUUUCAUGCGGGGAUCCUAAUCAGCAGCCCCAGCAUCACAGCUAUGGGGAUUUAAACCACAGCCAAGACAACAGGCGGUUGCUUGAAAGGAAUUAUUCUGACAUGGACAAUCUCAUGAAGCUUGAGGAACAGCUGAGCCCACGCUCCAAGGCCUUCUCCAGUUGUGCACAGGAUGACCGAUAUCAUUCCAUCCACCGGGACUUUGAUGAGGACACAGCCUCUGUGACAUCAGACCGAUCAGAGGAAGUGUUUGACAUGACAAAGGGUAACCUGUCCCUGUUGGAGAAGGCCAUUGCACUAGAGUCAGAGCGUGCUAAGGCAAUGCGGGAUAAGAUGGCAGCUGAGGCUGCCAGGAGAGACGGGGUGAGGUAUAACCAUGACGACCACAGCCAGAGGCAUGGUUACGGUGUUGAGCGCAAAGCCCGGCUACCUGAUGGAAUGAAGAAGCCUUUCUACCAUAAAGAUGCUUCACGCGCAGACAAGAAGGAGAGUCGGUGUCCGACACCAGGCUGUGAUGGCACGGGUCACGUGACAGGCCUGUACCCCCACCAUCGGAGCCUCUCUGGCUGUCCACACAAAGACAGGGUGCCACCAGAAAUAGUGGCUAUGUAUGAGAAUGUUCUUAAGUGUCCUACACCUGGCUGCACGGGACGCGGCCAUGUCAAUAGCAACAGAAACUCCCACAGAAGUCUGUCAGGAUGUCCUAUCGCUGCAGCUGAGAAGCUGGCCAAAGCCCAGGAGAAGCACCAGAGCUGUGAUGGCUCCAAGUCCAACCAGGCCUCUGACCGAGUUUUAAGGCCUAUGUGCUUUGUCAAACAACUGGACUAUCCUCAGUAUGGUUACAAGAACAAUGUUUCCACCAGCACGCCUCGCUCUAACCUGGCCAAGGAGCUGGAGAAGUACUCCAAGACCAGCUUUGACUACAGCAACUUUGAUGGCAGUAACAACCACCAAGUGUACGGGAAACGGGCCAUCGCACCCAAAGUGCACGGACAAAGAGACACCUCCCCCAAAGGAUAUGAUGCCAAACGUUACUGCAAAAACUCCAGCUCAGCCAGCAGCACCACCAGCACCUAUGCUCCCAGCAGUAGCAGUAGCAGCCUGAGCUGUGGAGGUGGAGGAGGGGGCACGGGAGGAGGCAGAGGGGGUGGGGGUAGCAGCGCCAGCAGUACCUGCAGCAAGAGCAGCUUUGACUACAGUCACGACAUGGAGGCUGCCCAUAUGGCAGCCACGGCCAUCCUCAACCUGUCCACACGCUGCAGAGAACUGCCCCACAGCAUGGGAGGGAAGCCCCAGGAUCUAUGCUCGCAGAGUCCUGGACUAGAUGUUGACGAGAAUGGUACAUUGGACCUGAGUAUGAGCAAGCGUCUGUGCAGCAGCAGCGGCGGCAGCGGCAGCAGCGGCGGCGGCGGUGGAGGGGACUCAGUGCUCACCCCCCUAGAGCCCAUGUCCCCCCAGAGGCAAGCCGCCCUGCUCGGCUCCCGCUGCUAUGGCAUGGGGGAUGCCGCUGACUGCUGGGACCUGCCUGUAGACUACACCAAGAUCAAACAUAUAGACGAGGACGAGAAAGAGCAGGACGACCUCGAUCCCUUCCAUGACCUGCUGGAAGACCGCUCCUACACCACAGAUGUUAACAUUCCCAGCCCCAAGCCCAAGUAUGUCCAGUGCAAAGAGAGUAAGAAGGACCUGAUAACAUGUCCCACACCGGGGUGUGAUGGAAGUGGUCACAUGACGAGCAAUUUCUCCUCACAUCGAAGUCUCUCAGGUUGUCCUUUAGCUGAUAAAAGCAUUCGAAGUAUGCUGGCCAACAACGCGCAAGAGCUCAAGUGCCCGACACCAGGGUGCGAUGGUUCGGGACAUAUCACUGGCAACUACGCCUCACACAGAAGUCUCUCAGGGUGUCCACGGGCCAGGAAAAGUGGAAUAAAGAUUAUCCACAGUAAAGAGAACAAGGAGGACCAGGAGCCUAUCAGGUGUCCAGUCCCAGGUUGCGAUGGUCAGGGGCAUGUAACGGGGAAGUAUGCAUCCCACAGAAGUGCAUCAGGAUGCCCCAUAGCGGCGAAGAGACAAAAGGACGGCUACCUAAACGGCAUCCAGUUCACGUGGAAGUCUGGCAAGACAGAGGGCAUGUCCUGCCCCACACCAGGCUGUGAUGGCUCGGGUCAUGUCAGCGGCAGCUUCCUGACACAUCGCAGUCUGUCAGGUUGUCCGCGUGCCACCUCUGCCAUGAGGAAAGCCAGGCUCUCAGGAGUGGAAAUGCUUACAAUAAAGCAGCAACGUGCCAGCAACGGACUGGAGCACGAAGAGGACAUCAAACAGCUGGAUGAAGAAAUCAAAGAUUUAAGUGAAUCAAAUUCACAAGUGGAAGCAGACAUGAUCAAACUUAGAACACAGAUUACAACAAUGGAGUCCAACAUGAAGUCCAUAGAGGAGGAAAACAAGGUGAUUGAACAGCAAAAUGAAUCUCUCCUGCAUGAGCUGGCCAACCUCAGCCAGUCACUGAUUAACAGUUUAGCUAAUGUCCAGCUCCCUCAUAUGAAACCACUGGCACACAAAGAACCUCCUCUAAGGAAUAACAGCUGCUUACAGUUGCACCAGCAAGAGCCAAUAAGCGAGCAGAACUUUGACGCCUACGUGACCACUCUAACAGAUAUGUACACAAACCAAGACCAGUUUCAGAGCCCAGAAAACAAAGCCUUGUUGGAAAACAUCAAGCAAGCUGUUCAAGGAAUCCAAGUGUAGCCAUUCAGCAAAGGGAGAUUUUCUUUCCCCUAGCAGGUGUGGGUGGUGUAUCAAAUCCACAUACAAACACGCGGUGAUGGUUUUAUCUCUUCGGUUCGGUGCCGUAAAACAUAGUGUUAUAUAUUCUAAAUUCUGUUCAUUCAAAAAAAGAGGUAUUAUGCUUAGAAAGACCUCGAGAUUAUUUAUUUCUUUUGUUCUUUUCUUUUCAGGCUUUGCUUUGAGGAAGAACAUAAAUGAGUAACCGGCAAAAUACUUUUUGAGGACAUUCACAUUUUGUACGUUUUCAUAUGAGCUGACAUAGUGUCAUGUAAUGUUUUUAGCUGCUCAUGUAUGCACAUUUUUAGUGUAUAUUUCUGAACAGUAAGCUAAUGAUAACAGAACGUGAAUUCUUUUUAUUGCUUGACAACAAAGCAUUUUAGAUGAAAAAACUGGACAGUGAAAUAAAAAUGAAAAAAAUACUAGCAAAGAGGAAGCUACUUAUUUUUCUCUUCACUGGAUGAUUAUGGACUUGAUGAUUUUAGAUGUUUGGUUUUUUUUGUUUUGUUUUGUUUUUUUCGUCUUCGCCUUCUUCUUUUUAAUGCUUGAGAAAUUUGUGUUUUGUUUUGAUGAAAAAAAAAAAAAGAUGUGUAGCUGUAGGUGGGGGCAUUUUUAAUUGGUGCUGUAAAUGAAGCCGGAGAGGAAACUGACCUGAUGUAUGUAUGAAUGUAUGUAUGAACAGUUAUAUUGUAAACAUCAUUACACGGAAACCUGAUGGUGGAAAUCCCAUUGUCUAGGAGAGCCAAGUAAUUCCUAGAGAAAGACAUCUGUGCGGUGCAUGCAUGUUCACAUGCUCAUCCUUAACUAAUCUCAAAUAGAAAUGAUGUGUAAAGACAAUGACCUAUAGAGACUGCAUUCUAGCCUUUCUUGUAUCAAAUCUGCUCAAUUUCAAGACUUGUGUUGUGAGGAUCAAGAAAUGUCUCAGCAAUAUAAUAAGUGAAUAAUUUGUUUAAAGUAGGUAUGGGACGCACUCUGCAAAGGAAAAAAAAAAAAGGUUGGGUAUAUGCAAUUUCUUGUUUAUAAGCUUAGCGGGGUAACAUGAAUCUUUUUAAUAUAGCCUAUGUAAAAUAUUGAUUUUUAUACAAAUCUUUUAAUACAAAAAGUGUUUUUAAAAAAGAGGAGGGAACCUGGACACUGAGUUUUAGAAGCGAAAGUUUGAGUUCCACUUUUUUCUGUACGAUUUUGCACAGGGACACCUUCGUUUCCAUGUUUUGAUGUUCUUACAGAAACUAAAAGCAGUACCCGAGAGCCUAAAAGGAGGGUUUCAGUGGGUUUUGUAGAGAGUAUUUAUAGAGUAUGACAGCGGGACUUACAGGGUCACUGUCCCCACUUACGUGCCAGUAGACUAUUUGCACUUGUCCUUGAAAAUAUUAUCCUUACGUACGGCAGCGUGCAAUUUUCCAGGUGACCUCUUUGGCACACGAUUGGAGCAACCAACUGCUUGGAGCCACUGUAGGUGUGGAUUUAGUACCACUGAGAGAAGAAGAACAGGGACUUGAAAUCAGAGGAAAGGUUGAUUAUAACCAUAGCAGUUAUACUGUAGGCUUUUAUUAAGUGUAAACAGAAGUGUUCUUUCAUUUUUGCUAUGUUUUAGGAAGUUAAAGUUAUCCCCCAGCAGCACUUUAUAUCUAAUCACUGUACAAAGGAUUAAAUAGUCAAUCAAGUCAAGGUUUUAAAAAAAGCAGAGGAAAUGGUGAACAAGACCUUCAAGGGGUGAUACAAUCCAGUGUCACACCCGCGUGCCUGACUGUAUGCACCCCUACAUUCUGUUGUUCUAGUUGUUAGCGAUCAUGUUCAGAAUUUGCCUUUUUGAGAGCUAAUGCAAAAGGUGCUUGUUGUUCACCUGAUUGAUUCUCAUCUAUUGUACUUUACUGUCCUACUUCAGGACUCUACUACCAAUCAUCCAUGACUGCAUAUGCCUUUUUCCACAGCAUCGUGUCUGCAGCUUUUUGCCAAUAUAGUAAUGCUUCAGUAGAGUAAUAGCUAGUACCAGUUUUUGAAUUAAUUAUCAUUAUCAGUAAAAAGGGAAAAGGGAUUUUAAAGCACAAACCGGCUGCUCAUCUGAUGUUGGUACAUAAAUAACAAAUCUGAAUAGAGUUAUCUGUGACUAUCUAUAGGGAUCACACAAAGGUCGUCACAUAUUUAGAAAGCUGAUUUUUCAUAUAAAUUAUUGUGAAUUCAUCAGAGUUUAUUAUUUUAUUUGAGCCAAAUCAUUUUGAGACUGGUUUUCAGUGACCAUUAACAAUGACAGGAUUUUGUAUGAACUAUUGUGCUCUCUGUGGAACCGAAGUUUGAUUUAUUUUUGUACUACACAGCAUGGAUUUGUUGACAUUUUAAUUUUGCUAUAAAUGUGUGAGAUCACAAGUUGCUGUGAUAUUUCAUUUAUAAAUUGUGAACUUUGUACAAUUUUUGUCAUGCUGGAUGUUGACACAUCUUACUCUGAAUAAAGAAACAAUGUGUU